Molecule: messenger RNA, 1260 nt
Organism: Penicillium coprophilum
Lineage: Eukaryota; Fungi; Ascomycota; Eurotiomycetes; Eurotiales; Aspergillaceae
Gene: cbf5
Product: pseudouridine synthase CBF5
Exons: 7
Coding region: 1-1260 (419 amino acids)
Biological process (GO): snRNA pseudouridine synthesis; mRNA pseudouridine synthesis; box H/ACA sno(s)RNA 3'-end processing
Cellular component (GO): box H/ACA snoRNP complex
Molecular function (GO): pseudouridine synthase activity; RNA binding
Source: RefSeq, a predicted model, not a curated record
AUGGCCGUCGUCAAGACCUCGGAGAUGGACUACGCCAUCAAGCCUGAAGCGUCCGUUCCUUCCGUUGAUACAUCGGAUUGGCCGCUUCUGCUUAAGAACUAUGAGAAGCUGCUCGUUCGGACCGGUCACUUCACCCCUAUCCCUGCUGGCUCCUCUCCUCUGAGCCGUGACUUGAAGUCAUAUAUCAGCUCCGGUGUCAUCAACCUUGACAAGCCGUCCAACCCUUCCAGUCACGAAGUCGUGGCUUGGAUGAAGCGUAUCCUCAGAUCCGAGAAGACUGGUCACAGUGGUACCCUUGAUCCCAAGGUUACCGGUUGUUUGAUUGUUUGCAUUGACCGUGCCACCCGUCUGGUCAAGUCCCAGCAGGGUGCCGCGCCCCCUCUGAUCUCUGCCGUCAAGCGCCAGCUCCGUAUCCGUACCAUCCACGAGAGCAAGAACUACGAGUUCGACAAUGAGCGCCACCUCGGUGUCUUCUGGGUCAGCUGUGAGGCUGGUACCUACAUCCGUACCCUCUGUGUCCACCUUGGUCUUCUCCUCGGUGUCGGUGCCCACAUGCAGGAACUUCGCCGUGUUCGCUCUGGAGCCAUGGCUGAGGGCCCCGGUAUGGUCACUCUGCACGAUGUUAUGGACGCCCAGUGGGUCUACGACAACAACCGCGACGAGUCUUACCUCCGCAAGGUCAUCAGCCCCCUGGAGUCCCUGCUCACUGGUUACAAGCGUAUUGUCGUCAAGGACAGCGCUGUCAACGCCGUCUGCUACGGUGCCAAGCUCAUGAUUCCCGGUCUUCUCCGUUAUGAGGCCGGCAUUGAGUGCCACGAGGAGGUUGUCCUCAUGACCACCAAGGGUGAGGCUAUCGCCAUUGGUAUCGCUCAGAUGUCCACUGUCGAGCUCACCACCUGCGACCACGGCGUUGUUGCUAAGGUCAAGCGUUGCAUCAUGGAGCGUGACCUCUACCCCCGCCGCUGGGGAUUGGGACCCACUGCCCUUGAGAAGAAGAAGAUGAAGACUGCUGGAACUCUCGAUAAAUACGGCCGCACCAACGAGGCUACCCCCGCUGCAUGGAAGAACGAGUACAAGGACUUCAACCUUCCUCUCACCGGAACCGCUGCUCCCGUGAAGGAGGAGGUCGAGGAUAAGAAGCGCAAGCGUGACGGCGAGACAGCCGAGGAGAAGGCCGAGCGCAAGAAGAAGAAGAAGGAGAAGAAGGAGAAGAAGGAGCGCCGGAAGUCCAAGCAGGAUGAUAGCGAUGACAGCGACUAG